Messenger RNA from Phanerochaete carnosa HHB-10118-sp, 321 nucleotides. RefSeq lists its product as uncharacterized. NCBI's taxonomy places the organism in Eukaryota, Fungi, Basidiomycota, Agaricomycetes, Polyporales, Phanerochaetaceae. Bases 25 to 195 code for a protein of 56 amino acids. The transcript has a single exon. The record is from RefSeq and is a predicted model, not a curated record.
UGACGUUUUAGUAGCUCCCUGUUCAUGGACACGGCGCUCACCCUUUGGGCAUUCGACAUCAAAGAAGAUCCCGCUCAGCCGAUUGAUACGAUGGGCUUCACAGACACCGCAAAAGUGCACGUUCGGCCGUUCAAGGCAGGUUUCACCCCGCGAAUCCCCAGGUUGAGGGAGGUCGUAGAGUCGUGCAUGGACUGAUAUGGUCUUCAGAUGAACGAGACCCGAACAUGUAUUCUACUCAGUAUGUGCACCGAAAAUAUAGCCAUCCGAUUCACACUUGCAGAGUUGAGACAGCCGGGCUCGUCGCCGUCGGCAACCGCAAGC